AACGAUAAUAUAAAAGCGUCGAUGGCUUUAAUUGAGUUACAAAGCCAUAUCAACAUAAUUGAAUCGACCGAAAUUACUUGUUCAAGUAAUAAAAUAAUAAGUAUCGAUGAAGACGCGAGUACACAAAUUAGCACAAGUCCUGAUUUUCAGUUAAUCAAUGUAUCAUCAAGUGAAGAAAUUCACGAAAAUGUCGCUGAAUCAAAUAUUUAUGUCAACAAUAUCGAAGAAAAUUUUCUAAAUAAUACAUCUCUUUUAAAUAAUUUUAUGGUAUCCUUAUAUAGCGUUGAUAAUGACGAAGACAUAAUAAAUUGUAAUAAUGAUUUAUCCACUUGCGCAAAAAAAAAGAUAAAAAUACAUCACUGCGAAAAAAGUUAGCAUCAUGGUCCAUUAAGGAAAAUAUUACUCAAAAUAGUUUUAAAAAACUUUUAGAAAUUCUUCGAAAUGAAAAUGAUUUGACUUCAUUUCAUAAUUUACCAAAAGAUCCGAGAACAAUGUUAUCUACUCCAAGCAAUCUUACUUCUGUAAAAAUGAGCACUGGUUCUUUUUAUUACUUUGGAAUUGCUCAGUCUAUUAAUAUAUUAAUUAAUCAAUGUAAUGCAUUCCUUCCUAAUUAUACAUCUUUUGAAUUAGCCGUAAAUAUAGAUGGUUUGCCUAUUAGUAAAAGCAGUUCAACUUGUUUAUGGCCAAUAUUAGUUCAAAUAAAGUCAAUUGAAGUUUUGAAAAAAUAUGUCUUAAUGGUAGCUCUAUAUCAUGGUAAUGGUAAACCGAAAAACCCGAAUAAAUAUUUAGAAGAAUUUGUAAAUGAAGCAAUUUACUUGAUUACAAAUGGAAUUUUUAUCAACAAUCAAAAAUACGAUUUUAAAAUAAAAGUUAUAAUAUGUGAUGCGCCCGCUAAAUCUUAUAUUUUAAAUGUAAAAAACCAUACUGGUUAUCAUAGCUGCACUAAAUGCAAAGUGGAAGGUUAUUUCGUUAAUAAUGUGUUGUGUUUUCCACAGACAAAUUUUAUAAAGAGAACAGAUACUGAAUUUAGACAACAAUAUGAUGAAGAUUAUCACAAAGGGAUAACCAUUUUGACGAAUUUGCCUCAUUUUCAUAUGAUUAAAGACGUUAUACUAGAUUACAUGCAUCUUAUUUGUUUAGGAGUGAUGAAAAGAUUGAUUACACAUAAAAAAUAUGGUUGGGUGUUGGGUAAACCACCAUAUAAGCUUUCACAUAGACAAGUAGAAUCGAUUUCAAAUAAAAUCAAAAGCUUAAAUAAAUAUAUCCCAAUUGAAUUUCCACGUAAAGGUAGAUCGCUUGAAGAAUGUCCUCGUUUUAAGGCAACGGAAUUUAAACUCAUAUUAUUAUAUACAGGACCCAUAAUUCUAAAACAAUUUCUUCCAAAAAAUAAUUAUUAUCAUUUCUUGACAUUACACGUUGCUACUCUAAUAAUGUGUAGUAAUGAAUUCUGCAAAAAAAUAGAUAUGAUAAAUUAUGCAAAAGAUCUAAUAAAAUGCUUUGUUGAAACAAGUAUUAAUAUUUAUGGUCAAGAUUUUGUUUCUUAUAACGUACAUAAUUUGUUACAUAUACAUGAAGAUGUCAUACGAUUUGGUAAUUUAAAUGAAUUUUCAGCUUUUCCGUUCGAGAAUUAUAUGAUGCAAUUAAAAAAAAUGAUCAGAAAAAAAGAAAAACCACUUGAACAAAUAAUACGUCGUGUUUCCGAAUAUAAUAAUAUUCCAAGAUUAGAAAAUCACUUUGAAAAUAAUAUUAUUGCCAAAGAACAUUAUAACGGACCUUUAUUACCAAAUUGUUUAGGUCAAUAUAAAGUAUUAAAAUUAAAAUCUUGUACUUAUAAAUUAAACACUGCUGAUUGUUAUGUACAAAUGUUGGAUAAUGAAAUUGUUCAAAUAUGCAACAUAACUUACUGUAAUAAUAUUAUUUGUAUUAUUGGGCAAACAUUUCUUGAGAAAAAAUCAUUUUUUAUAAAACCCUGUGACUCUGCAAUUCUAGGUAUUUAUAUUGUACAUCUUGACAAACUUAGUAGUUUAAAAAUAUAUUCAUUAUUAGAAAUUAAAUGCAAAGCAAUGUUGUUGCCAUAUAAAGAUAAUAAUGCAGUAAUUUUUCCUUUGUUACACAUGUAAAUAAAAUUUUAAUAUUUUUUAUACUGUUUUGUAAUAAAUUCCCUCAAAGUGCAAAAACAUUAUUAUUUUUAAAUAAUUAAUUAAUUAUUAAAAUUUUCUAUCAGUUAUCACAUUAAAGUUCUAUUAAUUUCUGAUUAGUGCUAAAUAAUGGUGUGAUAGUAACGAUUUAAUGAUUGCUGUUACUAUUUUAAUGAUUGCUGUUACGUAGUGCUUAUCAGAAUGUUGCUA
Molecule: messenger RNA, 2348 nt
Organism: Nylanderia fulva
Lineage: Eukaryota; Metazoa; Arthropoda; Insecta; Hymenoptera; Formicidae
Source: RefSeq, a predicted model, not a curated record